This is a messenger RNA of Mobula hypostoma (lesser devil ray), 5773 nucleotides long. RefSeq names its product matrix remodeling-associated protein 8-like. Bases 425 to 1735 code for a protein of 436 amino acids. Gene Ontology annotation, cellular component: cell surface; membrane. Gene Ontology annotation, biological process: cell adhesion; cell differentiation. Lineage: Eukaryota; Metazoa; Chordata; Chondrichthyes; Myliobatiformes; Myliobatidae. The record is from RefSeq and is a predicted model, not a curated record. The transcript has 10 exons.
CUGGUUCAGCUGAAAGCUACUGCAACUCCCAGCAAAUUAAUAACACACACACGCAGAGAAAGAAGAAAACAGUCUGCAGUCGUGCAGAGUAGUAUGCUAGCAGGAGAGUCACAUUACACCCUCCCAAAGUAAGAAACUGCACAGACCUCGUAAUUAAUUGGAGACAAAAGAGGCUUAUUUAGUUGUAGGGUUUUUAGCACAAGAGAAACAUAUCUUAACUGACAGGAGAGGAUCCCCCCCCCACCUACCUGCCACCCAAUCUUCCCAAUCAUUUCUUGAUAAAAGAAAAAUCCGAACUUUAACAGAUCCUUUUGGACAAAAAAAAAUACAGUUGGACCUUUACGGAUUUGUUGCUGUGAUGAUGUCGUGAUUUGUUUUUGAUUUGUAAAAGUCUUGAAGAAUUUUCUGGAGUAAAGGGGAAAAAAUGAGACAACUGUUAAAACUGCUAUUGUGGCAUUUCCUGCUGUUAAAAGUGGAAUUUGCCCUUGCCUACACUAAUGUUCCUGCAAAUGGACAGAACUCAGACAGUGUUGUGUUGGCAUACCAAAACAUGUCUGCUCCCGCUGGGUCGGAAGUUGUACUGCAGUGCUAUAGUCAGCGGAUAGUAUGGACGCAGGACCGUUUGAAAGAUCGUCAGCGAGUGGCCCAUUGGGACUGGUUGUCAAAUGAAGGUGAAUACAAGUUUGAUCGUGUCCUCGAUAUGUUCUCAGCAGGUGAACAGCGGCUUUAUAAUAGCCAUGAUCAGGGACGGAUAACGAUGUCACCCUCUGCUUUCUCCAAUGGAAACUUCUCUUUAAUAAUAAAAGACGUUAGGACAAGUGACCGAGGAAUUUACUUUUGUAAUCUCCACCAUCAUUACUGUCACCUUUAUGAAACCGUCAAAAUUCAACUUAACAUCACCAAAUCAGCAAGGAAGGUGAAGAGAUUUUGGGAUGGAGAGAAGAUAGUGUUGGUGGCAUUACUUGGUACUACUGUGGUACUGCCUUGUGAAAAUUACGACUCGAUUUGGGCAGAGAGACACAGUGAAGAGGAGCAGCAGGUAGUCCAUUGGGACAGGUCACCUCCGGGUGUGUGGCAUGACCAGGCUGACCGACUGAUUGACCUCUAUGCUUCUGGGGAACAACGAUCUUAUGGUUCCCAGUUCAUCAGGAAAAGAAUGAACAUAUCAGAGACUGCAUUCAAAGAUGGUGACUUCUCGCUGACCAUUUCUAACCUUCGCUUCAGUGAUGAAGGAGUCUAUUCAUGUGAUUUGCAUCACCAUUACUGUGGAAUUCAUGAGAGACGCAUCUUUAGACUUUUUAUUACAGAACCAAUCAAAAGGAACGUUACAUACAAAACAUCAUCCACAUCAGUUGAAAUCCCAAAAGUCAUCAAUGUUUUUAUUCCGGAAUAUUCUUCACAUUUACUUCAUCAACUUGGAUAUGUCUUGGCAACACUGCUGCUGCUGGCCAUAUUGAUAACCAUCAUUGCUCUGAUUACUCGCCGACAGAAAAAGAGAGGUCAUCAAUAUAAUGUGAAGAUGUCUCAACCCAGGAGAACAGAAGUUAAUGUCAAUGAUUUUGUGAUGGACACUACUGACCUAAGACCAAAGAAAAAUGAAGAAAUGAAACUUGCAGAUUACAAGAACAACAUACUAAAGGAGAAGUUUACGUUGUCCAGAGAGAAGGAGGAGCUGCACAGUGAUGUUCCUCCAAAGAACUUGGAUAAAGACUUUGAGAAGAAAUACUGGAAAUAAAGAAAAUGAUGCUGCUGGCUGGAUCCAGAAGCUUAAAAGUGAAGGGCUUAUAUGAGGAAAUAAGUUGUCUUUAAUCAAUAUCCUUCAAUUAUACAGCGCUUAAUUAAAGUAUACAUAUCAGUGGUACUAACACAAAUUUCCCAAACCUGUGCAGUAGAUUUUGAGGAACUACAACCUGAAGCUACCUUAUCAGGAAUCUUUUGUUUAUCCUACAGAUGUAAUUCCAGAUUUCCAGUGGGUUUAAUAUGAUGUGGGAGAUGAGGACUACUAAAUAAUAGCCUUACUAUUGUUGGCUAAAAGAGGAGCAGUACAUUUCUUAGGAGCUUGUCGGACAAAACUAUGUUAGCUGGGAAAGGCUAGAAAUUUUGAGAGCACCAAAAGUGCUGCUCCUUACAAAAUUGUUGGUUCUGAUUUCACUAGAAAUAAAGGAACAAUCACCAUAAUCCAGGGCCUGCAACAACAAAGGACUAUUACUUUAGGUCUGUCAGUAGAAGAAGCAACCAACUUGCAUUUGGCAACAGAAAAUGCUGGAAGUAUUCAGUACAGAUGCUGCCUGACCAACAAUGUGUCACAAGCACAUUUUGUUUCUAUGUCAAUUUUCUAGUAACUGCAGUGUUUUGCUUUUAUGUUAGAGUUAACAUCAGCAUGGAUCUCUAGAUGUGUGAGCUCCCCAUAACUCUCUCUCAUAUUCAUCAUUUUCCCUCCCCCACCAUUUUCAAUUUUACAAUUUGUCUGCUCCGUCUCCAUUGUUUUCUAUACUCCAUCUCCAAUGCUGAAUCAUAUCUAUUCCUCCAACUCAAGCUGUGUUAUUUUCUGCUUUAAAUUCUAUGUUGAUCCUCUUAUUUCCAAUCACCUGUUGUAGCAAAUUCUUCAGCAUCAAUCGCAUAUGACUUUAUGUAAAUCUUAGUCUGUUCAUUCCUCUAUCACUAGCCUCCUCAGUUGAUCUCUCAUCCUUCAAUGUAUCUAUCCAUUCAACUUGUGCUUCAGUGAAUCUGACCCUAUUUGGAAUCACUGCUAUUAGUCUAUCUGCAUUUCAGAGAGUACAUCUCUGCCCUUAUAAUGUUAUAAUGUAAUCACUUCCUUCAGUACAUUAAUCUCACUGUUUUGUUCUUUAUCUUGAUAUCUGCGUCAUUCUUACUGGCCAAUCUUUAAUUUCUUUCAAAAAUGAAUUUUCUUUCAAAUAAUCAUUUUUUCCAAUCAGGAAUCAAGUUGUAAGUCCUGGGAAAUGUUCCAAUUACUAAAAUAUGCUGCACAAAAUUGCAAUAAUUGUGAUAACUGACACAGAAACUUUUAUUCAUUAUAUACAUUUAUACAAGUUCAACAGUGUGUGAUAAUUAUUCAAUGUAUUUGUCUAAUUUUAUACAAAGUUGCCAUUUCAAAAUUCACAUUGCUAUAUCUCUGUAACACACUCAGUUCACAGAGUUACUGCAACAGUACAGAUUUCAUCUUAACCUUCCAUCCCUCACUCAGUUGUGUUUGCAUUUGAAUCAAUGCUGGCCUGUAAAAAUUCAGUCCAAGCUCACCCUGGAGAUAGAUCUUGCAGGCCAAGGAUCAGCAAUGUUGACCUAGGAAUACAGGGAUCACCCUGGGUUACAUGUCACAGCAUGAGAUCAAUUGUGAUGAGCCUGCAAUCUUCAGUAGAUGUAUAUUCAUACAUUCUGUAUGACAUCAACUGUGGCCAAAAAAAUUUUAUAAAGAUAAUGAGAAGAAGUGAUUAUUUCCAGAACAAGUAUAAGCAAGGCUGGUGUUAUAAAACCAAAACAUUGUUUAGUCAUGUAUUCAUACAUUUUUAUUCUAAGCACCUGAUUUUCUUUUAACAAUAAAAAUUGAUGUGUUGAAUAUGUACAUGACAUUUAAAAAGAAAUGGGUUUACAAGAUUAGAUAAUAUUGUUUCAAAGUCAAACAUUGUCUUCAGAAUUAUUUUUAAUUGUUGUCAAGCUGGGACAGGACCAAGAUCAGGUUAGAGAAAAAGCGUCAUUAAGAAAUUGGCACAAAGCUUUGUUUUUAUAGAUUGAGGAAAGCAAAGAGGAAGGGUGUGAAGGGUUCCACAGUUUUGAAGUAUGGGGAAAAUGAGUUAGAGCAAGAAAUGAAGUGAUGGCUCUUGAUUUCAUUGAAGGGAGAAUAAUGGAAAAAGAGCAGGGAAUAUUCAUGUAUUCAUGCUCUUUUUAUGCUUCUAUCAAAUGAUGGAGUUGAUGGCUAAAUAAAGCUGUAGCCAGUUGGCACCAAUUAAAUUGUUGAGACCAUAAUAACUUGGAAAUUAUGCAUCAAAACUUCAUUCGUCAUAACCUUGCCAGUGUAAGAAAUUUCAGAACUCUGAGCCAACAAGGACUUGCUUUAUCAGAAUCAGGGUUUAAUAUCAAACAAGAGAAAAUCUGCAGAUGCUCGAAAUCCAAGCAACACACACAAAAUGCUGGAGGAAUUCAGCAGGCCAGGCAGCUUCUAUGGAAAAGAGUACAGUUGACAUUUCGGGCCGAGACUCUUCAUUCUGAAGGUCUCGGCCUGAAACGCCAACUGUACUUUUUUCUGUAUAUGCAGCCUGGCCUGCUGAGUUUAUCCAGCAUUUUGUCUGUUGCCAGGGUUUAAUAUCACUGGCAUAUGUCACGAAAUUUGUAGUUUUGCGGCAGCAGUACUUCGCAGUACAUAAUAACAAAACUAUAAAUUACAGUAAGAAAUGUGUGCAUGUGUGUGUAGGUAAUAUAUAUAUGUACACACACACAUGCACACACAUUUCUUACUGUAAUUUUUAGAUAUAUAUAUAAAGUAAAAUUGAAUUAGUGCAAAGAUAAAGGGGAAAAAUACUGAGGUAACGUUCUUUGUCCAUUAAUAAUUCUGAUGGCAGAGUGAAAGAAGCUGUUGCUGAAAUGUUGAGAAGCUCUUGAUGGUAGCAAUGAGAAGAGAGCAUGUCCUGGGUGACGUGAGUCAUUAAUGAUGGAUGCCACCUUUUUGAGGAAUCGCCCAAUGACUUCACCAUUCUCCACCAAAACAGGAAAGCUCAGUCUUUUAAAGGCUGAGGAGGUGGAGUAUGCUUUAUAAUUAACUCAUCAGGGUGCACAAACAUAGUGGCUUUCUCUCAGUCCUGCUCACCUGACCUGGAAUAUCUCGUGGUCAAAUGUUGUCCAUUUUAUCUGCUGAGGGAGUUUUCUGCCAUUUUCCUGGUAGUGGUGUACAUUCCACCUCAGGCCAGCAUCAGGCAAGGGCUGGAACUGCUGAGCAAUGUAAUUAGCAAGCACAAAACUGUGCACCCUGAUGCCUCUUUUAAUAGUCCUUAUGGGCCAAGCCGUGCCAAUCAAGGAAACCUGCAGCUUAUACCAACUCCAAUUACCACCCUAACUAAUAGCAAAACCUAAUGUAGAAUUUGGGGAACUGUAGUAGUAGUGGGAAGGAAGACGAAUGGAAACGAACCAAGAUAUACUUAUUAAGCAGGAAGAUUUCAAAUGUGAAAACAUUGAUUGUGCUGAAGGCUUUUCACAGAAAGCAUACAGGGCAAAUAAGAUGGAAUAUGUUCUAGUUCUGUACAUUGCUGUUUUCCUAGACUAUAGGAGUGUAUUCAACUGUUCCUUGUUCCUUUAACCUAUUUCUUUUAUUUCAAACAGUUAUUCUACUUUUAGUUUUUUUCUGCAUUAGGAAAUUAUGUGAUUUAUAUUUUUGUUGUCUGAUAUUCAACUGCUGUCUAUGCUACCAGUACCCUGUCUGUUGUGCAGCAAAACUUCAGCUUUACUUUGCAAACUGACUGGUGCAGCUAUUGCAAUUAAUGUAAUCUGGGCUACGAAGCAUGGAUAUGAAAGGUGUCACUCUGUAUUUUAUUCCUACUUAAUAGCCCAUAGAAAUUAUCAUGAGUUAGAUUCCAAGAAAAGUGUGCAAAGUGCCAGUUUAAAAAUGUUGGAGGUAGUUGCCUUCCCUCCAACCAAUCAAAUCGUGCUGUUAUUAUAUUCUAAUCUCAAAUGCAUUGUAAUGUAUGUGUGUGUAUAUGCUGCCCUGAUACUGUUCUAAAGAUGCUGUUAAAUGAGAAAAUGUCCAUGAAUUUAAAUAAAAUGAUAA